Messenger RNA from Alternaria atra, 894 nucleotides. RefSeq lists its product as uncharacterized. The transcript has a single exon. Lineage: Eukaryota; Fungi; Ascomycota; Dothideomycetes; Pleosporales; Pleosporaceae. Bases 1 to 894 code for a protein of 297 amino acids. The record is from RefSeq and is a predicted model, not a curated record.
AUGGAAAACAACCUUUCCGCCGCCCGAGCAUCUCGGCGCUACCUCGACGAGCGACUUCGCAACGACUGGGAGUAUCCCGACGUGCCCGCAGUAUGGUCAGCCUCAGACGAAGAAGUGCGCGACGCUGCCGAUUUUCGCGAACGCUACUACGGCGAGUCUGAAUCUGGCGACUCGGAUCAAGAAGAUGAGGGCGCCGGCCCGUAUAGAUUCGACAAUCCAGAGAGCAUCGGCGAUGCAGUAGCAAACACCAGAGAGGCCCGCAGAAGGCGUCGCAAAGAGAGACUGGAGCGCGAGAUGAAAGAUAACGAGGGAUUGAGAAUCUGGGUCGAACGACGAGAUGUGUGGACGGGCGCAGCGAGCGUCAAGAAGUACGGCACGAACAGACAAAGGCACGCGAAUCGACCAACUUCUGCAGCGGGCUACUCUUCCGAAGAGCACGCCGUCACGCCCACCGGCUCUGAAUCGCACUCAAUCACAAGUGCAACGCCAGACACGUUUGACCUGGUCCCCGUUGCUGCGCGAAUCCUCGCCGACAACCCAAUCCGGGCUUCGAUUGCCCCCAAAGCAUACAAGGAUAUCUUCCAGAAGAUCGUAGUUUCGUCGCGCACGCCCUCUGUUCCCAUCAAUCUCGCAGACAUGACCAAGGCGUUGGUACAGGGCUGGAAGGACACAGACGAAUGGCCUCCAAGGGUUGGAGCGCCCGAUCCUCUUGCCGGUAAGAAGCGUUCCGUCACUGGAACUGCGUCCAACGGACAUCAAGGAGGCUUCAUUGCGCGACAUCCUCAUCUAGAGAAGAGCGUAGACGGUAUGAAACGGAUUCUACAUCUCAAUGGACAUCACGAGCACGGGCAUGAUCAUGACAAGGAGCACGUGCAUGGUGGAAAAGAGGGCUGA